This is a messenger RNA of Pseudonaja textilis, 3211 nucleotides long. It is a transcript of the gene TM9SF2, whose product is annotated as transmembrane 9 superfamily member 2. Lineage: Eukaryota; Metazoa; Chordata; Lepidosauria; Squamata; Elapidae. Gene Ontology annotation, biological process: protein localization to membrane. Gene Ontology annotation, cellular component: membrane. The record is from RefSeq and is a predicted model, not a curated record.
GACUCUCCCUGCACUUCCCGCGAACACCGGUCGACGUGUCUGCCGAAGCCGGAAGUAGCCGCCGAGAGAAGCUCGGACCGUUGGGGGGACCUCGGGGUUUUGUUUCGUUUCGGCUUCCUCCCCGUCCUCGUCUGGGGUCGCCAUGGCGGUCGCGUGGCUGUUGUUGCUUUCCGCGCUCCAAGCGGUUCUUCAGCCCUUCGCCUCCCCUUUCUACCUGCCCGGCCUGGCUCCCGUUAACUUUUGCGACAAGUCGGCUAAGGUCUCGGAGUGCAAGUCUGCGAUAGAACUAUUUGUGAAUAGACUGGAUUCUGUGGAAUCAGUCCUUCCUUAUGAAUAUACUGCAUUCGAUUUUUGCCAAGCAGAGGGAGGAAAGCGACCUUCUGAAAACCUUGGCCAAGUAUUGUUUGGUGAGAGGAUUGAACCAUCUCCCUACAAGUUUGACUUUAACCAAAAAGAGACUUGCAAACACGUUUGUACAAAAGAAUAUGAUCUUAGUAAACCUGAACAAAGGCAAAAAUUACAAUUUCUGAAAAAGAGUAUGCUAUUAAACUAUCAGCAUCAUUGGAUUGUGGAUAAUAUGCCAGUAACAUGGUGUUACGAGGUUGAGGACAAUCAGAAAUUUUGCAAUCCUGGAUUUCCCAUUGGUUGCUAUGUUACAAAAGAUGGACAUCCCAGAGGUGCCUGUGUUAUAAGUUCAGAAUUCCAUGAUUCAGAUACUUUCUAUAUAUUCAACCAUGUGGAUAUUAAAAUAGUCUAUCAUGUUGUGGAAAAUGAAGCACCAAGGGCAAGACUCGUAGCUGCUAAACUUGAACCAAAAAGUUUCAGGCACACAAAUAUUGACAAACCAGACUGCUCAGGACUACCUAUGGGUUUAAGGAACAUUAUUAAUGAUGGAACUGUCAAAAUUGCUUAUACAUAUUCAAUUAGUUUUGAGGAAAAUACAGAAAUUAGAUGGGCAUCCAGAUGGGAUUAUAUUUUAGAAUCCAUGUCCCACACGCACAUACAGUGGUUUAGUAUAAUGAAUUCGCUGGUGAUUGUCCUUUUCCUCUCUGGAAUGAUAGCUAUGAUUAUACUAAGGACUCUGCAUAAGGACAUUGCAAGAUAUAACCAAAUGGAUUCUACAGAAGAUGCUCAGGAGGAAUUUGGCUGGAAAUUGGUUCAUGGUGACAUAUUUAGACCCCCACGAAAAGGAAUGCUGCUUUCUGUCUUUCUGGGUUCUGGAACUCAGAUUUUAAUUAUGACAUUUGUUACAUUAUUCUUUGCUUGUCUGGGAUUUUUAUCCCCUGCAAAUCGAGGAGCAUUAAUGACUUGUGCCGUGGUCUUGUGGGUGCUUCUUGGAACUCCGGCAGGUUAUGUUGCUGCCAGGUUCUACAAAUCUUUUGGGGGAGAGAAAUGGAAGACAAACGUUCUCCUAACUGCUUUCCUUUGCCCUGGCAUUGUGUUUGCAGAUUUCUUCAUCAUGAAUCUCAUUCUUUGGGGAGAAGGGUCCUCAGCCGCCAUUCCAUUUGGCACUUUGGUUGCUGUUCUGGCACUUUGGUUUUGCAUAUCAGUACCACUGACUUUCAUUGGGGCCUACUUUGGUUUUACAAAGAAUGCCAUAGAACAUCCAGUCCGUACGAAUCAGAUUCCUCGCCAGAUUCCAGAACAAUCGUUUUAUACAAAACCACUUCCUGGGAUUGUUAUGGGGGGCAUUCUGCCUUUUGGAUGCAUCUUCAUACAGCUUUUUUUCAUUCUUAAUAGCAUAUGGUCUCAUCAAAUGUAUUACAUGUUUGGCUUCUUAUUUCUGGUGUUCAUUAUUUUGGUUAUUACAUGUUCUGAGGCUACUAUUCUACUUUGUUACUUCCAUUUAUGUGCAGAGGACUACCACUGGCAGUGGCGCUCCUUUCUUACGAGUGGUUUUACUGCUGUUUAUUUUCUAAUAUAUGCAGUGCACUACUUCUUUUCUAAGCUUCAGAUUACGGGUACAGCAAGCACCAUUUUAUACUUUGGCUACACCAUGAUAAUGGUCCUGAUCUUCUUCCUUUUUACAGGAACAAUUGGAUUUUUCUCUUGCUUUUGGUUUGUGACCAAGAUAUACAGUGUGGUAAAAAUGGAUUGAAGAUAUUCAAUGCAGAAACUAUCAACCUAAUUUAAGUACAUGAUUUUGGAAAAGAAUGUAAGCUUUAUCAAAAGUACUGUCUUAGUACUUUCUGAAUGAUACAGAAUAUACAUUUUCUCUCAUUCAAAUAUUUGUAUUGUAAUUUUGCAAUCUGUUUUCAGUUCGUAUUCUUAAGACUGAAUAUAAAUGUAUGCAUUUGUAAAUAUUGUUAUAUUGGGACUUUUAAAUUCUAAUGACCGGGUUAUAAGUGCUGCCUUGCAGUAUUUAAUAAUUCUUCUGAAAGAAUAGUUGUAAAUAAAGUUUUCUAGGUUUGCUGAGUGGGGUUGAUUAUUUUUUCAAAGUAAAGAACUUAUUUCUAUCAUGCUUCUGAAGAUUGACUCAGUGUAAGGUUGACUCAACAUUCUUGUAGUUUGAACGUUUUUGUUUCCUAUGAAGCCAUGGCCAUAAAUCCGUGUUGGCGUUUGAGAUUCUGUGCCUCCUAAGUUUUGCAACCUAAACAAUUCAUAAUAAAUGAGCUAUGUUCAGUUGAUUAUUACCCAUUAUAAAUAAACGCAUAAAAUCCUGUAAAUAGAAAUAUACUGAUAAGUUUUAGACAUGUAGAUUGGGUUAUGGUUUUUUUGAGUAAAUCAUGCUACAUAAAUGUAAUAUUCAUGCACUACUUAAAAAUGACAUUUCGUAAUUAUACUAUAGUGUCUCUCUUAAUCCACUACAUAACUAAAUUAAAAGACUGGAUAAUAUGAUGAAAAGGUCUGCAUAAAUAGAAACAAGAUGUAUUACCAAUUGUGUCCCUUGCAGAUUUUAAUGAUACAUAUUAUGCAGAAUGGACUACAGGUUUUUUUUAAAGAACUAUUUGCCUCAAUUAAAGAAGUAAAUUUGUUAGAUGAAUUAAAAUUAAUCCACUUGCAUCUCUGAAAAUUGCAGUGGAAACGUGUUUACUGUGUUAAGUUGUCUGAGCAAUUUACCUAUUAAUAAUCUCUGCAUGUUUUCUGGAAGACAUACCUGUUGCCAUGUAAUUGCACGUUUCAACAGAUGACCCUAGUUUUUUUUCUAGUAUUUCUAAAGAGCAUAAACUGAUGUGUGAAUAUUAAAAUCGAAUAAAAUAUCUUUUGUUAA